Cavenderia fasciculata is the source of this 1518-nucleotide messenger RNA. RefSeq names its product UAS domain-containing protein. Gene Ontology annotation, molecular function: ubiquitin binding. The transcript is spliced from 7 exons. Gene Ontology annotation, cellular component: endoplasmic reticulum. NCBI's taxonomy places the organism in Eukaryota, Evosea, Eumycetozoa, Acytosteliales, Cavenderiaceae. The record is from RefSeq and is a predicted model, not a curated record. Bases 1 to 1518 code for a protein of 505 amino acids.
AUGAAUAGUCGUCUGGUCAAAGAGAGAGGUAUUAAAUCUUUGAAAUUCAUUAACCCAAUAAACUUUCAAGAAAAAAGUCGUAAUGCUUUGUUUGGUAAAGAAGAAGAAGAAGUAAAUAUCAAUCAAUCAAUCGUGGCUUCUACAUCAUUUGCAAGCUCUACACUUUCUAGUACAUUUCAAUUACAACCAACACCUGCAGGACUGAUACCAUCGGCAUUGUCUCUGUUGGUACCAUCAGCAUUUGCAAAGCCACUAUCAUCGUUUCUUGCAACCACCAAGACCAAGUCUGUUUCUAGUGUACUAUUAGUAAGCUUGGGUGCUGGAUUUGGUAUUGGACUAUUACUAUUUGUAGCAAAGAAACAUCAAAGACGUCUACAACAAGAAGAAAUCAACAACAGCAACAACCCACUAUUGAAAAUUAAACCAGUCAUCGUACCUGCAAUGAACGGAGGAACUAGUGGAUCAUCAUCUUCAUCGUCGACAACUACUACCACCUAUAACGAUGGUGGUAUUUACAAUUAUCUUGUUAAAUUCUUUUAUAAAAAUGCAAUACAUCAAGAUCCAGUAGAAGAAACUAGAAAAUUCUAUCAUGACUUUUUUGGAAAAUAUGGAAACAAUCAUCCAAACUUUAGAGAUUCUUCAUACAAUGAAGCUGUACAAUUUGCAAAGAGCCGUUUUAAAAUAUUAUUAAUCUAUGUACAUUCUGAAAAACAUCCUGAUGCUCAAUCAUUUUGUCAGGAAGUAUUAUUUACAGAUUCAUUUACAAGUUAUAUUAAUGAAAAUUUUGUUAUUUGGGCAUGUGAUGUAAAUCAAUGCAAUGGAUUAAAGAUUGCCAAUUCAUUAGAGGCAACGACCUAUCCCUACAUUGCAAUGUUGUGUUGCAACAAUGUGGAAGGUAUUUCAAAUGGAUCGAGUGUGAUGAGAUUAGAGGCACUCCAAGGAGCAACCAUCACUGCCGACAAUAUUGUAUCACUAUUGACAAAUGCAGCAUCUGCCUAUGAACCAUCAUUGGUAACAUGCAGAAUCGAUCAUGAAGAACGUGAAGCCGACAGAUUGAUUAGAAUGACACAAGACGAGGAAUACAACGAAUCAUUGGCACGUGACCAAGAAAAAGCAAGAUUGGCUCAAGAAGCUGAAAUGAGGAGACAAGAGGAAGAAGAGAGAGAAGCAAAGGAGCAAGAAGAGAGACUCGAGGCAGAGGCAGCCCUACAGAAUAAAAAGGACUUGCUCAGAGAAAGAUUCCUUGUCGAACCAAAGACUGGCGCCAUCACACGUCUGGCAAUUAGAUUGGUCGAUGGUUCUAGGGUACAAAGAAACUUUUUAGAAACUGAUACCAUUCAAACUGUUUUGGAUUUUGUUGAUUCUAGAAUUGAAGAACCAAUUGAAACUUAUGUUUUAAAUACAAAUUAUCCAAAAGAGUUAAUUUUAAUAAGAACACAUCAAAAAGCAAAGAAAACAGUGGUGGAAUGUUCACCCCUAUUUUUUGCGAUUGCUAGUGCACUGUCUGUUAGACCAUAA